AUGGCUGCGGAUCUCGAUGAUUGGUCUGUAUUGGAAGAGAGUUCGUCCUCAUUCUCACCGCUUCCGCCGCCUCGGUCCCCGUCGAAUCAGUCGGAGUUUUGGGAGAGAGUGGAGGAAGCCACCCGUGAAAUUAUAGAGCAGGUCCAUCCAACACUUGUAUCCGAGGAUCGAAGAAGAGAUGUGAUUGAUUUUGUGCAGAGACUACUCAAAAUGACGCUUGGAUGCGAGGUACAUUCUUUUGGAUCGGUUCCAUUGAAAACGUAUCUUCCUGAUGGAGAUAUUGAUCUCACAGCUUUUGGUGGACUGUGUCACGAGGAAGAACUGGCCCUCAAAGUUUUCUCUGUGCUUGAGAGAGAGGAACAUAAUGGGGGUGCUUACUUUAUGGUCAAGGAUGUCCAGUUAAUACGUGCUGAGGUUAAGCUUGUUAAAUGUCUGGUGCAAAACAUUGUGGUUGACAUCUCUUUCAAUCAGCUCGGUGGGAUUUGUACUCUGUGCUUUCUCGAGAAGAUUAACGUUGACCAUUUGAUUACGCAGAUCGAUCACUUCAUUGGAAAGGACCAUCUCUUCAAGCGAAGUAUCAUACUCAUUAAAGCUUGGUGCUACUACGAGAGCCGUAUUCUCGGGGCUCUACAUGGAUUGAUCUCAACUUAUGCUCUGGAAACGUUGGUCUUAUAUAUCUUCCAUCUCUUCCAUUCAUCGUUGGAUGGUCCACUAGCAGUUUUAUACAAAUUCUUGGACUACUUCAGCAAGUUUGAUUGGGAUAACUAUUGCAUUAGCCUCAGUGGUCCCGUCUGCCUUUCCUCUCUACCAGAGAUUGUUGUUGAGACUCCGGAAAAUGGCGGGCAAGAUCUACUGCUCACCAGUGAGUUCCUAAAGGAAUGUUUGGAGAUGUACAUAUCGCCUGCUUUAACUGCCAACCAUUUCCAAGAAGGUCAAAUGGUUUAUGAAACGGAAUCUUCCAGUUCAUCUGGUGCUGCUGGAAAUGGUAGACAUGACCAGGAAGAGUCGUUGUAUACAGGAGCCAAUGUAUCAAGUACAGCUGGGCUUAAUUUAAGUGGAUCACCUGGUGAAACAGCCCCAUCAGUUUCAGAGGAACGAUUUGCAGGAGACGCAAAAGACUUGGCUACUGUGAGGAACCAAAAGCCUGAGAUUUCCGUUGAUGCAGUGAAAUCUCUCCGCCGUAAGGAAAGUGUCUCUCCUUUGAAUGGUGAGCAUCAUUCUCUCCAUCAGAUGAAAACUGGAGAAGUAUUAAAUGGAAAUGGGGUGGAGAAACAGCAAGAUGAUUCUUGCCUUGCUAAUUCCAGAAGAGCUAAAGAUUCACAUAGUAAUGAGAACCAGAACGAAAAUGAGCAUGUUGGUCAUGAAGACCUGCCGUCUUCACUCAUGAACCCUGUAACUUGGCCACAGGAGGACAUGCAUCUCCAUUACUUGGGUCAUUAUGUUUCUGGCACUCCAAAUUUGCUGUCUGACCUCACAGGGGAUUACGACAGUCAGCUUAACAGUUUGAGAUAUGGGCGCUGGUGGUUUGAUUGUGUCCAAAAUGGUCACCUGUCCCCACUAUCUCCUCCUGGGAUACCUCAGCUUCCGAACAACAAUUCAUGGGAAGUAAUUCGACAUGCACCGCCAUUCAGGCGGAAUGCGUCGGGUCCAGUAAACGCCAAUGGAGUUGUUCAGAGACAGGUUUUCUUUCAUGUGAACCCUCAGAUGAUUCCACCUUCUAAUUUUGCUAUCGAGGAAGUGCCUAAGCCACGAGGAACUGGAACAUACUUCCCCAAUGCGGCUCCAGAUUUUAGGUCAAUGGAGCCUCUACGAGUUGAACUACUAUCCCCUCCCGAGGGCAGCACGCAAAGUGAUGUAAGCAGUGGAGGUUCCUAUAAUCAACCAACAUCUAUACCCUCCUCCACACAGGAAGAUCGGGUAACGACACCUACGCAGUCAUAUCAUUUGACGGAUGAUCACGAGUUCCCUCCGUUGUAG
Molecule: messenger RNA, 1977 nt
Organism: Thlaspi arvense
Lineage: Eukaryota; Viridiplantae; Streptophyta; Magnoliopsida; Brassicales; Brassicaceae
Source: the annotation of a GenBank genome assembly